AUGGGUGUCCGACACAAUAUCAUGGUGACUGUGAUAGAUGCCGACAGCCAUCUCUCGUCCAGCUACUUCACUAGCAUCACCGACAUGCAUUACGCUCACCCCGAGACCUCUGCAACGACCCUGUAUGCCGCUCCAAUCAUAUUCGACCGCAACGCACAUAAUGUUCCCGCCAUUGUUCGCGUUGCCGACAUUAUGUGGUGUGCCGCGGGCAUGUCAGGGCUUUAUCAAGGCUCAACUAUUGCUCCGCCAACUUCGGUAUAUUCGCUACCGCUGACCCUAGUGGACCGCGUGGGCGGGUGGGAUUGCGAUGCUGAGGCCAUUGGCGAAGAUUUACACAUGUACAUCAAAUGCUUCUUCGCGUUGAACGGUAAUCUGACCAGCCGCACUGUCCUGAGCCCCGUCAGUCAGAGCAACGUCGUGGGAGGUGGCAGCGGAGGCAUUCACGCGACUGUGGCUGACAUUAAAGCCCGUUAUAAGCAGGCUCUUCGUCAUAUGUGGGGAGCAUUAGAUACAGGAUUCGCCAUGCGCCAAGCUGUCGAGAUGUGGAAAGAGCGCCAGUGUACAACGAGAACCUUCCGGCCUCUUCACAACCAAGGUGCCCAUGCGAGCUUAUACAGUCCCGACAUCGAUUUCAGGAGUGGCGAGGAGGUAUCCUGCGAGAAUGACUUUUUCUCAGACCUGACUCAAGGCAGCCUCCGAGAGCCUCAUUGGGAGAAAAUCUUUUAUCUCUUCCACCGUCUGUUCGAGGCGCAUUUUCUGCCUGUUCACAUGACGAUUCUGGUGUUUGCAUCUUCGUUGUAUGUCUUGUUUGCUGAGGGGAAUGGAGAUCCCCACAACAUUGCCUGGACAUUCAGUGCAUCGAGCACGUUGAGGAUCAUGGGCUUCUUGGGCGUUGCAAGUUAUUUGUUCCUAUACGAGAGCUUUCACCGGAUCGGAGUGGCGGCUCGCGAGAGGGAGAUGACCAAGGCAAAUUUGGCGGGCGGCAUGUGCUUCUCUCAUCGACGCAUCAAGAGGAACUAUAUCGAUUACGUCCUCGUACCCAUCGUGGCCCCUUUAUACGGAGCCAUACCAUGCGCCCAAGCCGAAAUAUCGCAUCUUUGGACAGUAAAUUUAGCCUACAGUGUCAGCAGGAAGGCGGCGCGACAGACGGCAAUCUAA
Molecule: messenger RNA, 1158 nt
Organism: Ustilaginoidea virens
Lineage: Eukaryota; Fungi; Ascomycota; Sordariomycetes; Hypocreales; Clavicipitaceae
Exons: 2
Coding region: 1-1158 (385 amino acids)
Source: RefSeq, a predicted model, not a curated record